ACGCGCAGAAGCUGCAGACAUGACUCUUUCACUUUGCCGUCACUUCCUUAAUUUUCUCCCUCCCUCCAUCACCAUGGAGCUCUCCCUCCAAGCCCUGAUUUUCAUCUUCCUCCUCUCCUUGUCCCUCUAUCUCCUCUUCCUCCACAGUGGUAAACCCAGAUCAAGAAUCCAUGCUCCUGGCUUCAAACUAUACCCACUUGUCGGAGUCCUGCCAGAAUUUCUGCAAAACCGCCACCGGUUCCUCGACUGGACCACCGAAGUCCUCUCCCGCUGCCCCACCAACACCGCCUUCCUCCGCCGCCCCGGGAACAUCAAAGGUGUCAUCACCGCCAACCCCUUAAUCGUCGAGCACAUGCUCAAAACCAACUUCCACAACUACCCCAAAGGUCCCCGCUUCAGUUACCUCCUCCGCGACUUUCUUGGCGACGGCAUUUUCAACGCCGACGGCGAAAUCUGGAAGGUCCAGCGCAAAACCGCGAGCUAUGAAUUCAACACCAAAUCCCUCCGGAACUUCGUUAUGGACAGCGUGAAGGCCGAAAUUCAGAACCGGCUAGUUCCGAUUUUCCGCAAAGCCGCCCAAACGAAUGGAGUUUUAGACAUUCAAGAUGUUUUGGAGCGAUUUGCGUUUGAUAAUAUAUGCAAGGUAGCUUUCAACGUGGACCCCGGCUGUCUCGGCGGCGACGGCACCGCCGGCAGCGAGUUUAUGGAAGCGUUCGAGGAUGCCACGACGCUCAGCUCCGGGAGGUUUUUGUAUGCCUUACCGUUCGCGCAUCGCAUCAAGAAGUACUUCAACGUGGGGUCGGAGAGGAAGCUGAUGAAAUCAAUAGCCGUUGUUCACGAAUUCGCGGAUAAGAUUAUAAGGUCGAGAAUCGAAGGGAAGGACGAGAGGAAAGACGAAGACUUGCUGUCCCGGUUCAUCGGGGCCGUCGACGAGAGCUCGCCGGAGUUUCUCCGGGACAUCGUCAUAAGCUUCAUCCUGGCCGGGAGGGAUACGACAUCGUCGGCCCUCACUUGGUUCUUCUGGAUUCUAUCCUCACGACCGGAGAUAGAGAAAAACAUUCUCGACGAACUCCAAGCCAUUCGGCUUCGGAAUUCGAAACCCCUUGGAGACACCUACAACUUCGACGAGCUCCGAGAAAUGCAUUAUCUCCACGCCGCUAUAUCGGAGGCGAUGCGGCUGUACCCGCCGGUGCCGGUCGACUCGAAGGCCUGCCAGAUGGAUGACGUCUUGCCGGAUGGAACCUUGGUCAGGAAGGGUUGGUUUGUUUCGUACCACACAUACGCCAUGGGAAGGAUGGAGAAGAUAUGGGGAAGUGACUGCCGGGAAUUCAAGCCGGAAAGGUGGCUGGAAAACGGGAUCUGUAAGCUGGAAAGUCCGUUCCGGUUCCCGGUUUUCCACGCCGGACCGAGAAUCUGUCUGGGAAAAGACAUGGCUUAUAUUCAGAUGAAAUCCAUUGCGGCCUCUGUGAUGGAGAGGUUCGAGAUCGACGUACAGGAGAAGGACACCUGUCCCGAACCCUUGUUAUCCUUGACUCUCAGGAUGAAAGGUGGGCUGGGCGUGAAGGUGAAGGAGAGACGUGUGGCUUAACUUUUGUGUUAGUUUUAUGGUUUGGGUUAUGUCCGUCCAUCUUGUGACACACUUUUAUAUUUAGAUGGAUGCAAUAAUUAUGUAUUA
Diospyros lotus (date-plum) is the source of this 1675-nucleotide messenger RNA. RefSeq names its product cytochrome P450 CYP94D108-like. Lineage: Eukaryota; Viridiplantae; Streptophyta; Magnoliopsida; Ericales; Ebenaceae. The coding region runs from base 20 to 1588 and encodes 522 amino acids. Gene Ontology annotation, molecular function: monooxygenase activity; oxidoreductase activity, acting on paired donors, with incorporation or reduction of molecular oxygen; heme binding. The transcript has a single exon. The record is from RefSeq and is a predicted model, not a curated record.